This is a messenger RNA of Schistocerca gregaria, 727 nucleotides long. RefSeq lists its product as uncharacterized. Bases 14 to 727 code for a protein of 237 amino acids. The record is from RefSeq and is a predicted model, not a curated record. Lineage: Eukaryota; Metazoa; Arthropoda; Insecta; Orthoptera; Acrididae. The transcript has 10 exons.
CAUCGCCAGAAGUAUGCAGUUCGCGGUUCUCCUGAUCAGCGUCUUGUGGGGGGCUGCCCUGGCCUAUCCCAUGAAGAAUAAAUAUGAUAUUGCAAACAACAAUAUGAAGACUGCUGCAAAGAUGACUAUGGAAGGAAUGGCAAACAACUACAUGAAGCCUGCUGCAAGGAUGAAUACAGAAGGAGUGGCUAACAACGACAUGUGGCCUGCUGUAAGGAUUAGCAUGGAAGGAAUACAGAGGAUUCAUGCAGACUAUGUGGACCUGGGAGGCACGACUAUGGGUGGAAUACAGAGGAUUAAGGCAGAUUUUUUGGAUCUGGGAGACACUACUAUGGGUGGAAUACAGAGGAUUAAUGCAGAUUUUUUGGAUCUGGGAGACACUACUAUGGGUGGAAUACAGAGGAUUAAUGCAGAUUUUUUGGAUCUGGGAGACACUACUAUGGGUGGAAUACAGAGGAGUAAUGCAGACUAUCUGGAGCUGGGAGGCACGACUAUGGGUGGAGCAGCUGCCAUAAAGACUAAGUCAACUCGAGGAAAUGGACGUCCUCAAGGUCGGCGUGGACAACAAAAUGCCCAGGGUUCUGGACUACUUCAGUUUCCUUCAGGUAGCGAUAUUGUAGCACCCAAUGGAACAACCUGGAAAGUUGGAGUUCAGAUGGAAGAUAUGGGCAGCAGAAUGUUUUCAAAGAUAGGACACGACCAGCUCCGCAUGCAAAACGAAACGUGA